AUGCAUCAACAGCCUCCUUCCCCGUCGGGAGAUAUCAAGCCACUCACACCGACACCGACACUACCCCGUGGCACUACCGAAAACCCGCCUGUCCUCCAGAAUGACUUGACUGCUAUCAACUUUCGUCUGGAGCACGCAAACUCAGAAACAAGAUACACACCGGGUGUUUGGUCCUCUGGAGGCAGUACAGCUGUGUCUCUAUCCGGCAACCAGACAGAAGACAAUACAGUUCUCUCAACCCUAUCACGCCACUUCCGAGCAAAUAUACGUACCGCUCAUGCCGAUAUCAUUCUCAUAAUAUGCAGCUUCGUUGGCGGCCUAGUAGACGGGCUGUCAUUCAAUGCAUGGGGCAGUUUCUCAAGUAUGCAAACAGGAAACACCGUCUUCCUAGCCCUAGGCGCCUCCGGCCAACCCGCCUAUCCGGCCUACCUAUGGGCCAAAUCCCUAAUCGCCCUAACGGUCUUCCUCCUCAGCAACAUCUUCUUCAUAAACUUCCACCGCUACCUAGGACCCCGCCGCCGCUCAACACUAAUCCUCUCAUUCUCCAUCCAAACCUCCGCCCUCUUAGCAACAGCAAUCCUCAUCCAACUUCGCGUUAUCACCCCCAAACCGGAGGACCCACGCGCCCCAAUUGAAUGGACGCAAAUCCUGCCUAUCUCGCUACUGGCCUUCCAGGCCGGAGGCCAGAUCUGUGCCUCUAGAAUUCUGGCACUGGAUGAGAUCCCGACUGUUGUUGUGACGACGCUGCUGUGCGAUCUACUGGUUGAUCCGAGACUCACUGCGAAGUCUAAUCCUCGGCGGAACCGUCGAGCUGGGGCUUUCCUUGCUUUGUUUCUGGGUGCUAUGACUGCCGGUGGGCUUUCGAAGACUACUGGUAUGGCGUCUAGUAUUUGGCUUGCUAUGGGGUUGAAGCUGGGGAUUACGUUGGCGUGGGUUAUUUGGCGGAGGGAGGGGAGGAAUAAGAGUGAUUCGGAGGUUUGA
Molecule: messenger RNA, 981 nt
Organism: Penicillium bovifimosum
Lineage: Eukaryota; Fungi; Ascomycota; Eurotiomycetes; Eurotiales; Aspergillaceae
Product: YoaK family protein
Exons: 2
Coding region: 1-981 (326 amino acids)
Source: RefSeq, a predicted model, not a curated record